Molecule: messenger RNA, 1562 nt
Organism: Lentinula edodes (shiitake mushroom)
Lineage: Eukaryota; Fungi; Basidiomycota; Agaricomycetes; Agaricales; Omphalotaceae
Product: calcium-dependent phosphotriesterase
Exons: 7
Coding region: 273-1463 (396 amino acids)
Molecular function (GO): arylesterase activity
Source: RefSeq, a predicted model, not a curated record
UCGGAAGUUUACCGUUGAUUCAGGAUUAGAGAUAAGAUGGGUGGAUAAUCUUAUCUGACAAUGAUAACGUUAUCUUUGGCGGCGACGAAGGUGAAUUGGGUCUUUUUUCCCGUCCUCCGAUCAUCGUCGAACGUGUAAAGUUAUAUUAGAUCAAAAUUCUCUCAACUUAACAAGGCUCAUCGAUCACAAGACUUCUCCUUUCUUCAACUGUUUCCAUUCAUCGCAAUUCACAUCACACUUGAUCAAGUUCCCCUCACCCCCUUUCCCCAUACAUGGCACGCCUCUUGUUUACUAUCCUGGGUCUCCUCGUUGCCUUCCUCGCAGCCCUAUACCAAAUUUACCUCAGCCCCUUAUUGCAAGUUUUGGGUGUAUUCCGCACUGUAGAGAAUUUCGGGUUGGACCCUGCUGCUUGUAGAGGUUUACCAGAGUUUCAGGCUUGUGAGAAAAUCGUCCUCCACCAACCCACUGGAAUCCUUUACCUCGCCUGUUCAACCCCAGAAAGUCGACUCGCGUGGACCCCCGCAAUGGGUCAACUCAACGCUCAAAACAGAUCCGUCGAGGACUACAUCGCUACAUUCGAUCCAACCACCUCAAAGAUCACUCGGCUUGAACUCCAAAACUAUCAUAGCGACCAGCCAAUAUCCGUACACGGCAUGGACGUCGUUCCUUCUAACACUAACCCAAACGAGCUUUUCGUGUAUCUGGUCAACCACCGUGCACCUCCACGUGAGCAAGAUCCGGAAACUGUAGGAGCGGAUUCUGUUAUCGAGGUAUUCAAGACCACAGUAUCCGGGGACCAAUUGGUCCAUAUCAAGACAGUCAGAGAUCCAAACGUUAUAUCAACACCAAAUGAUGUCGCCGGGGACGCUGAUGGGAAAGGGUUUUAUUUCACCAAUGAUCAUGGUUUCAAGGUUUCACAUGUCCGAACACUCCGCAACGUCUUUUCCUCAACAACCUCUGUCGGGUACUGUCAUCUAGACCACGGUUGUAAAAUCGUGGCAUCUGGAUUAUACACCAACAACGGAAUCGUCAAAGCCCCGGCACUGAAUGCCAGUGUAUACGUCGCGAGCAAUAUGGGCGGAAAGAUAUCUGUUUUUGAAAGACAGGCGGUGGAUGAUUCUUUGAUAUUAAUGGACGUUAUACACAUAGGACAGGCUCUGGAUAAUCUUUCCUUGGAUAAUAACGGUCAUUUAUGGGUUGCAGCAUUCCCCAAAGCCCAAGAUAUGGUUGAACACCUAACCAAAAACCCACUGCACCUCUCACCCGUUGCGGCAUUCAAGAUCUCCGUAAAUACUGGUCCAGGCUCCUUUUACGGUGAGAAAUACGCGGUCGAGAAGAUAUUCGAAAACGACGGAACGAUUGUCUCAGGAUCUACUUCGGUCGUACAUGACUCUGAACGAGGGAUGCUUUUCAUGCAUGGUGUGGCUGCUCAUCAACUUGUUGUGUGUCGUGUACAGUAUUAGAUUAUAAUUAACAUAUUGGCAUAUGCGUAUGUAUGUUUUGCAUUUUUUUCCCAGAAUUCAAGAAUUGUACGACACAUCAUAUGGGAAUCGAUGAUCGAU